AGGUGUCGGCCCCUCUCGUCCUUCGCGCCGUUUGCGUUCGCCGUGCCACCUAGCUAGGCAAACACAAACACCCCUGCUGCUAUGCUAUCAAAUACGUGUUUCUCUUGUUGCUGCUGCGAUCGGGAGCGUUUCUCAGCUGGAGCUUCCUCUAUGCCGUGCUGUCAAAACUGCUGCGAAGGAGCGCCGCACCUCCCAUGGUCCGAGAAGGCAUCGCGUCCUUCUCGCUGCUUCUGAAGCUAAAACCGUGCAAAGACGACGCAUCGGUCGGUGACUGUUCGUAUGUGUUCUGCAUGCGAGUUUGCCGGCCGCUCUGUGAAUGGAUCGAGCGGUUGUGCGCGUGUCCGACGGAGCGUCGCACCAUCACGAAACGCCGCCCGAUGACUCGAGUUUGAGCACAUCCUCGAACGAAAGUGCUGGAGCGAAACGAAAUCCCCCUGCCAAGCCACCUAGACGACGGCACUCGGUCACGUCCCUGAAAGACACGGAGUCGUACGGCAGCCUGUGUCGGCCCUCGCCAAACAGCACCUCUGCACGCCAGGGGCGUCGUGGCGAUGGCGACCCUUGGGCCGAGCAUGGCCAGUGGAUCCUCGACCCCCCGCCAAACUUUGGCGGUGGCACGCCACCAUGCUUCUCGCUGAGCUAUGGCGGUGGCCGCAGUGGAUGCGGUGGCAGUAGCACGCCGUCGUCCGACAGCCGAAACGACUUUCGCUCCCUGCCACUCAGUGUUGCGCAGGAGCGCAAGCUGUGUCAUUCAACGCCCAGCCAACCGGCGGGAACGUCGACGCGCACCAGUCUGCACGCAAGACCUUCGCACCUCCCGACCAGCUCAACACCCGUGCACUACUCCAACUUCCCACCGAGUCCAGUCGCAAGCUCCGAGCGGGACAUCCCCGAUGUGGUGUCGCGACCCGUUCUAGCGGCUGCCUCGGGGGCUACUCCCGGCUCGUUAAGUACUUCCACCUGUCGCCGAGGGUGCGGUGAAGGUGACAGGUCGGUUGCAGUUACUGCCGGUGCCAAUGGCGGUUGUGCACCGGCCUGGCUCUCGGCACCUCCCAGUAGCCCACGCCGAACUCACAGCGACCCCAUCAUCCAUCUAGAUGACGUUGACGAGGAGCAGGCAGAUAAUCCGGGCAUCUGGACAUACAGACCAAGGUCUGGUGUGGUCAAUAGCAAACCAGAUCCUUCUGCAACAUUGCGUACGCGAACAGUGGUACCCGAAGAAAUGAAGGCGCUGCAGGAAAUUAACAGCAAGCUGUGGAAUCAGGUGCAGCACCUCCAGUCACAGCUGGAACUGCUGAGGAGGAUAAAGUCGCCGGACAAGCCUCCCUCCACGUCCGUCAACGGCGUCAGCUUUGCCGAACUGUUGGCCGACGUGUACUACGCACAGCGAGAACGGGAUGAUUCGAUCAGCGAGCGGCUGGCGAGUGCCAACCAAAGUCUGGACCUGUACCAAAAGGAACUGCAGAAGCUAGCAGAAGCCAGGAGUGAUGCGUCAGAUGGCUCGAGUGAUGAGGAGAACUGCGACAAUUUGGUGCUUAGCGGCCUCGACAAGAUACUGCAGGGCCUGGAGAGCAGUUGGGCACCGGCACGGGUGACGCGGCACCAGGAGACCCUACUGGCAACCGUGCAGCGCCUGCGCGACCACCGAGGCAAGAGGGCACGGCAUCGGCUGCGGGCCAUCCAGGCUGAACGAGACGUUGCGCUCGAAAAGGUCAAAGUUCUCGAGAAGGAAGUUCAGGAGCUGCACAUGAAAGCCAUCUGGAAGAGUGAGAACUGGGGCUGCUCCAGCAAUGAUGCCGUGCAACAGGCAACCAACGAGCGAAACGCUGCGCUUGGCCGACUUCAGGAACUUCAAGAAAGCCUCGCAGCGCAGGCAAACAACGGCAAUCGAGGCACCGGUGAUGGAGUGAAGAUUUCGGCAGAAGCGCAGACGGACUUCAUUGGCGUUCAAGACGGCAUCGAUCUGGCUGCAAGCUCGUGUUUGCAGCAGCUCAAAGAGGAAGUCAGCCGGAUCAGCCAACGUCUCGACGAAGAGGCCGCGUCACGGCAGAAUGCAGAGAUGAAAUGUCAGAGGUUAGAAGAACUGGUGAACGGCUUCCAGAAACGCCUCAAUGGACUGAACAACAGCUUCUGACGGCGUCGAAUCGUGGGGCUGAUGGUGCCUUCAACCGUUGCAGCAUUCACCAGCUGAAAGCCGGCUCUUUAGGCACUGGGGAAAGGUCAACAUUCCAAGCAAAUUUUUUUUUUUCCUGGCUCACAGCUAGCUUGUGUUGCCACAAAUUAAGAUACAUUUUCUUUUUAGCAGAUGCUCUAUAAAGAGUGACCGUUUGCAUAGAGGUUUGUGGAAGAUUCUUUUUCUCUUCUUUUGAAACUUCUUGUUUGUUAGUAUCGUCCAGUGUACUGUAUUUGUUAAGUGUACAAUGAGAAGUUAGUAGACAUGCUGUAUUUCUUUUCACUAAUUCUUCACUGUCCGAAAUUUUUCGCUAUCUGUAGGUGCAUCCCGCACUUAGAGCACCACACAUGUGCUGUAACUAUGGAAAUAUAUUUUCUUCUGCACUUAACACCGAUAUUGUUCAAGGGGAACAAAUCUCUAUCGGAUGUUAUUUUAAAGCUGCGACGUUUGAAGCAGACGAGGAAACGUGGGAGGAGAGGACGCCUGUGGUAAUUUAGCUUGAGUACAGUGGUGCUUCCCUGGAAGGCCUGCUCCUUGCAUUUCUGUGAGCUGUUCACCUCUACAGACUUCUUGCUCGUUACCAUGUCGUUUGUUGGACAGAAGUGCUUAAUCUGCCUUGGAAAAGGAACGAGUGUAGUGAAAAUGACUGGGUCGUACCUCUGUGAAGUUUUCAAAUCUAAAGAACUGGUUGCUGCUGGCUGUCACACUGCCGUGCAAACGUUGGCCAAAGGAGACAGCAUUGUUGCACUGUCAUUCGUAGCCUGUUGAACCCAGCCUGCAAUGCUGAGAAGCCAGACAUGAAACAGCUCAUCACAUAGCAUGAAGUAGAAACAAACCUUGCAGGACCUUGGAUGGGCCUCUUGUUAGGCUUAGCUAAGCCUAACUUGCAGUAUUGAUUAGUAGUUUGCUGUACGCACAGGGUGGAUGACUUGUCAGCCGGUAAUAAUUGGGCGCACAACACGGAAGUUAGUUUGGCCCAGUACUUCAACUCGCUCGUUACAUUAGGGAUUAUGGCACAGCAAACGUGCACUUGCUGUGGAGCUUGAGGGGUCCGUUGGACUUGCUCCACACUCCCUGAACUGGUUCUUUAUGAGUAAGUCUUGGUCUCGUGUUGAUGUAAGAAGAGUUCAGCCGCAAUGCCUUUUUGGCCAGUGCAGUUAAUGCUCUGCACUUGGUCUGCACAAUGCAAGUGUCAUGCGAGAUGAAUGGCGGUGUGCAAAUAUACCACUAUGUCGCUUGUUUCAAUUGAAUACCAAAUGCAGAACAACCUCCACUAGUUCAGUAAUUGCAGGAAAGUUGCAUAGACCCAACAAAAGUGUUUUCACUUAUGCACGCAUGUUCUGCAGCUGUCCAACAAGUGACAAGUAGUGACUGUCCAACAAGUGGCAUGCACCGUUUUACGCUUAUCGUAAAGUUGCGCAUCACCAUUAUUGUAUGGUGCAGCCCUUGAGAUUCUGCUAACGGCAGAUGACAAUGCACGCAAUGUUGUAAGCAUUUGAAGAAGUGAGCAGAGCCAGCAGAAACUGGGCUGUGGACCAAACGUCCAUUGGUCAUGUCUUAAGGAGGAGUCUAAAGCAUUACGUUACAGGACAUGCGAGUCAAGCAGUUCUGUCCAUCUUGCAGUGUGUUCUUCGUUACAGUCUUUCUUAACAUCUACAGCAUGCUGUAGUGUUAAGCAACAACGCGAAGUGAAUAGCAGGUAUUGUAGGAGAGCCAUUCACUUCUCCUGGAUGCACAUAUCUCGCUUAUUAUUACUUCAUUUCUUGCCAGCUGCUUCAAGUGUUGAUGUAACAGCCAUCUUCCUGCCUUGCUCUUAGCUGUGGCAUGUUAAGGGGGACCAAGCUCGAUAAGGUAGUCCACACUGCAUAGAAUUCAACUUUCCGGCCGCCCGAUGAUACGAAUGUGUUCUUUCGUUGAUGUAGAGACUCAGCUUAUACCGCGGCAUGUCUAAAUAUAAAUAAUCAAAUGUGGUGAUGUCGUCUAUUACCUCCUUAUAUCCCCUCCUCGCUUCCUCGGUGACGCAGUGCACAAUAGCUCAGGUAAUAUACUCACCACUUGUGAAUAGUACAAAGCACGGCGGCUGGGCCGCUCUUGCCCUUCUGUAGACUCCCUGUGCAAUAAGAAAGGCCGCACAGCCAAUGCGCUGGCUGCACGUAUGCACUUAAGACACUCCUAGCGGGUGUAGGACACGUGCUUGCUGUGUGCGCAGUGUUUGGGAGGAAAUGUCACGUGGACCACGGAAGUAAUGAGGAAAAUGAAGCUUUUCGUGGACAGGGUUACUUGCGCAUCUUCGAGAGGGAAAAUAUUUCCGGAAAAUAAGUGUGCAGAACUUUCUUUUUCGUUAUGUAUUUCUAGGCUUGUGCGCAUAUUCGAGCAGUUCAAAUAUUCGAGCGAGUAUUACGGUAUUCGAAUUCGCGUCGAAACGAAUUUAAAUUAUUCUAAAUUUCGAAGUAUUCGAAAUGAACGAAUAGACAUAUAUAAACUGCAUGUAACCCCUGUAAAGGUUGUUUCACUUCAGCGCAGUAGUGCUAUGCCGUGCAGACACCUGUCCAGGGGAAAUUGCACUGCCGCAAAGCCCCACUUUAAGGUUAAAUGAACAGAUUACCCCCACAUCAAUUCAACAUUUUUUAAGUUUAAAAACUUGUUAUGCCGGCUUAUACUAUGCUGUAAUUAUAGUAAAGUUUAAAAGUUAACAUAUUUUACAGCUUAUCACUUGCAUUCUACCGAAAGUCAAAUCCUGCUACUAUUCAAAGUUGGUUCCACUUCCCUUUGAACCAAAAAGAAUGACAUUUGCACAUGACUUCUUUCAAUUUUAAAAAAUAUUGUGCAGGUUAGUUGGGUCAUAACAAAUAUGCUCAUUUUUCUUAUGGGAUACAUACUGUUUGAGUUCAAUUUGAAAUUGUUUGAUCAAAUCACUAUUCACUUGGAACCUAAAAUUUACUAUUUGCACAAGCCUACGUAUUUCCAUUAAUUUUGCAUGUAUUAUUACAGUUAGGACAAUUAUUGUAUUUCUGUGUUACCUUUUCUACAUAUUGCCAUCAGGCAAAGCCACAAUAUAUCCUUACAGGUGGGUAACUGAUAAAAAAUGAUUUUGACAAUGUCAGCACAGUCUCCUAGGCUAGAUGCAAACAGCUCCAGCUCAAGAGUAGUGAGGUUAGCGUCGACAUAAAUUUGCGCUUGGUAAGUCCUUCGAUUUGAGAACACUAACCAAACUAAUGGUACCACCCUUGUUACAUUGUCUGUGCAAUACCUUUGGAGAAAAAGCAAAAAAUAUGCUAUAUAGAAUGACAUGGCAAUAUCGAAUCACUGUAUGAAUGCAUACCGUACUUACCUAAAUUAUAAUGGAACCGUGAUUGUAACGACAGUGGCAACUUUUCAGUCUGUUCACAAAAGAAGAAAAAAGUUUGAAUGUAAUGCAAUGCUGUAUGGCAGUUAAACAUUACCUUUAUUUGUGAAAUAUCGCUGCCAAAAAAGUGGACAUUUUUCGUAGCGAGAUUGCUUUAUCGCAUUCUUCAGAAGCCGAGUGUCCGUUCGUUCCGCCGCCCACAGAUUGUCGAUUCAUUUAUGCCAAGAUGCUUUGUAGCUUUGCAAUAUCCCAGCUUUGUGCCAUCAAAUGGCUUUCCGUUUGAGGCGGGCACCGUACUGGGAGCGACGUGUAGCCGUUAUUAUGAAAAGAACAACUGAACACAAAUUCCUGGUGGAGGUCACGGCUGCACAUCAACGAAAUCUUGAUCGUUGGAUUCAUGCACCAUUUCAGGGCUCACUCUCAGACUUUCAGCAUGAAUCAAAUUUGUUUGCAUAUCCUCGGUGCACUGUUCUAUUAUGCGUAAGCACAAGCUUUAAACAAACAAAUGAAAACGAGACCACUAGUUUGGCGUGCACUGAAGGAGUGCUCAAACUAUGGUACUCAAACAAAAAAGACUUUUUGACUUGUGGUGGAUUCGGAUUUAGAUGCAAGUGCAGACGCUGCCAACGUGUAUCGCAGUGUCACUGAAAUGUAGUUUUCUGUCCAAAUUGGGUGCAUCGCAAUAUUCUUUUUUGGCUAGCAUUGAAGUGUAACACGACUUCAAGUGACGAAAGUUUGGGCGGAAAAACAAUGCAUUACUAUUGAGUAACUACAGUCAUUUAAAAACUGGCCUCUUCUGUGUGCAGUAUUGGAUGGACUAGCAAACGAUUAGCCUUGCAAUAGGUACCGAUAGUAGUUGCAUCUUGUUGUGAGCUGAAUGACCACGAUGGUUGGAAAGUAAUUUGCUGUAGUAUCGAAUUCGACUGUCUUUCACAGUUGUGCACAGUUCUGUUGGAUAAAAGCAGCUUUCGGAGAUGUAUGACAGUUAUUACACUUUAAAAACAAGAUAGCAUGAACUAAUGACACGUAACGCAGCCAUUGUCAACAUUAUCAUUACUUCCUCUUAUCUCCAAAUAUAAUGUGAUCAUAGCUAUUGGCAUUGUCAUGAAGGAGACAUUGUCUAAAUUAAAAGAGUGAUAAAUUUAGUAAUUGGGAACUGCAAUCCGUAUGUAUGUCGACGUGCCUAAAGACACCUGCGUGUCAUUAGGCACGCCCACACAUAUUCUGAGGAUGUGUCCUUGAACGUGUUUGCGUCAUUUCUUCGCACUGCUUCAGUGGUCCAUGACAUUUCAAUCCCAAGCAUACGCGUUAAGUUGUCUCUUAUUUUUCUUCUCAUUUGUCUAGAUCUUUAUUUAUUUGUGACCACCUUGAUGUUGUGGUUCUACAAGGCAGUAUAGUCUAUCUCUUUCUUUUUUCGUGCGUAUUGUUAUGCGCAGUUAUGAUUAUAUAAGACGGUAGGGGUGAGAGAGGAACGGGAACACGAAGCGUGUUCUUCGGUCACCUUCGCGCAUUGCAACUGUAUCGCAACAUGCGAGCGAAUGGCCUCAGAUCUCGUUACGGUCAUUAGAAGUGCCGGUAAAUGCAGUAGAUGCAGUAAAUGACAAUGGCAGCUUCUGUGACGCUGGUUGCAUUUUUGAACGCUCUCAGCAGUACUGUAGAAGGAAAAUUCGUUGCAAUCUUGUCUUACCUUAGUACCAAGACAUUAUCAACGAAGUUUUAAUGUUAGAUAUGUAACGAGUGCAAAGUUUGAUAUAGAGUGAUUGUUUGUACAGCUUCUGCUGCAUGUUGCCGACUCUGCUAGCAAGAUGUAUUGCCAUACACCCUCACUGACCAAUCACAGAUGGACGUUAAUGUCAGUGUGUCUUUAGUUCAGUUAACAAUGUUACCGUCAGGUGCACAACAGCUUCUUCUACGUUAUUUUAGCUUCCAUUAUAUUUUCCACAUAGUGGCCUUGGUUAGGCGAGUGCAUGCCAACGUGAAUUUGAAUGUGAACAAGUCGUAAACAACUUUAAUACACUGUUGCUUUUCCAUGCUCACCUGUUUUUGUGACCCUUCCUUAUUUGAACUUCAAAACGCAAAUUUUGAAAUGCUACUCCACAUUGAUAUACCAGCUUCAGAGUGAUUACAUGUUGCACGUAAUUACGCAUAAAGCAUUCCCUGAUUUCCUGUUUACGUUUGAAGUUACGCUGAUGGUACAUUUGUUAAGUGCCGCUGUAUUCUAACAAUUUUUGGGGCAUAGCUUUGUUUUUAAAUAGCACUGGAGUAUAACGUACUGUACUGCAAACCUUUUUUCCGACAGUUGAGCUGCGCUCCACUUUGUGUAUGGUACUUGGAAGUGGCACUUAAGGCUGUGUCCAAAGCAGAGAAAGUUGAUGGUGUGUUCACCUUAUCUUAUCUCUCGCCACAGAAAUCAUGCUUGCCAGUUCGCUGUGUAACUAGUGAUAAUACCGAUGCAUCCAGUAUUGUGCCUUUUGUGACCCCCGCACCACCAGAUAAACUGCCUGCGUGAGCAAAGUGUCGCCGUAUCACUACUGGCAGCGGUUUGCUGCCAGGUCAACUGAUAGUUACAGUGCUCGCUGUCAAACUGCUCCAUGCCUUCAAGGGCUUGAAAGUUUAAAACUGCUACGACUACUGAUAUCUCCUGCCGUUUGCGCACGUUUCCAAUGGCAAUAAGUGAAAUGUGUACGUUAUUGUCACACCGUCCUGAUGCGGCUUCCCAGAAGCACCGGUUUUAAUGCAGGUGCUAAUUGUUAACUCAAUCGAGUUUAGAAGCACAUAUAGCGUAGGCUCGUUUAUUUGAGCAAUAAGCAAUCAAGUCAUUUGUAGUGAGGCCCUCAUCUGAAAACAAUGAUGUCUAAGUGCUGCAACAUCGUGAAAGUACUGUAAUGCAUUUCCUCCAGUGGGAGUGUUGGUUUUCUUGCAAACUGCUGGUUGUGAGAAAGAAAGCUUGUAGCUUGAUGUCAUUUCGUUGUACGAAGGUGCAAUCGUGCAUUUACAAGGUGUCAUUGUUAGGUUGAUGAGAUGGGUACGAGGCAGCGGUCUUGAAUGUGUGAGUUUCAGCGUGCAAUGCUUGAGCUUGUAGUUUUUACGAGGACAGCCAUCGAUUUCACCUUCGCACAUAUUGGUGUGCUGUCCUACUGUCUGAAGCUACAUUUUUAAAAAUUUUUUUGCUCUCUCACUGUUGUGCCUUGAGCCAGCUGGUAUUUUUUUCAAUGAUUCCACUUUUACGACUCCCAAUAACAUAGCACUUCUCUGUCAAGCAGCAUUUUACUGCUGUAAGUGUAAAACCUUGUACUGAAAUUUCCGGAGUCUUUUUUUUUUUUAAAGUUCAUAAAAAGGUUGUCAUCCAGAUUAGAGCUGAAACUAAACAACAGCAAAAGGGAUUGGGUGAACAGCACGUGAUAAAGUCUACGAAACAGGCAAAAUGUCAGGCAAAAUAUAAUUAACUGUGGAAGUGGUCACAUUCCACCGCUUUCACAUGAAAUGAAGCAUUUGCAAAGUUCCUGUAACGGAAGGAAUGCGUUCACAUUAACUGUAAUUUUGGAGCUUUGAAUUGCAGCAUCUUAUAGUUGCGAAAUCUGUGGGAUUGUGAUGGUGUACUAAACACGCUGCUCUGUGUUUAACAUAACUUUGCAAUUUUCAUAAAUAUUUAUACAAAUUUUAUUAGUGGCAGGAACUGGGAAUUUAUUACUGCCUGUCUAGAAUUGGGCUUCUCCUUUUAAAAUGUGACGAGUGUUAGUAUUCAAAUUGGUAUGAAUGGCUGCCGAAGGGGAGCCUCUUCUGUAUUUCAUCUGCAUUCAAGCGCGAAGGGCAAUCACAAACUCUUUCUUUUGGUCUAACAAAAACUUUCUAUGCACAUGCUUGCCUUUGAUGCGCCUUGAUUGCAUCUCAUGAUUCCUUGCAUCAGCCAGAUUUCUGGCUGCUGUUCUGAGGAACAUUUCUGUGUUCACAACUCCUAAAAAGACGUACCUUCUUGCUUAUAUGAAAAGAACACCUUGACAAGUGUUUUUGUGCUGUCUUGGCAAUUCCUGCAUCGUGCUGAGAAUUAACAGCUAUGCACACAUCUAUGGUACUUAUCUACUGUGACCAUGUCUGCUACCAAGAAAUGCCUCACACUACCACACUAACCUGUUCUAUCUACCUUUUAUAGAUUAUGAAAUGGAUGAAUGUGUUCCAACGUGUGUUCUCAAGACUAAUGGAGUUUAGAUUUUUUUUUCUGUACCAGCUGUUUUUAUAGACGCUAUGCUCAAGGAAAGCACUUCAUUCAAAGGCUUGUGCUGCAGUGUUAGUAUUAUUACGAAUUCUCCCAACUGCAAAUGUCUUGAUGAAAGGUGCCGUCUCGUAUCAUUGUGAUCGUUAACACACAGUGUAUUUUGCGUAGGUCCCAUGUGAUGCACAAAGUAUUUUUUUUGAGCUUGUAUGAAAAAAAAGUUUGGUAGGAUGUGUUUUGUCCGUUUUUUUGUUUGUUACACAAUAUUUUAGGCCCAUUAAAUACAAACUGCAAAAACCUC
This is a messenger RNA of Rhipicephalus sanguineus (brown dog tick), 10030 nucleotides long. RefSeq lists its product as uncharacterized. Bases 317 to 2134 code for a protein of 605 amino acids. The record is from RefSeq and is a predicted model, not a curated record. NCBI's taxonomy places the organism in Eukaryota, Metazoa, Arthropoda, Arachnida, Ixodida, Ixodidae. The transcript is spliced from 14 exons.